UCUUGAAGAUUGAAUGCAUGUUUGGCACGGUACCUAUCCAUCUGAAUCCCCACCUAGAGGCAACAGGUUACACGUCUCGCCUCCCUCAAAUGCACUUAUAGCGCACGGCUUUUGCACGGCUUUGACUUUCCUCUUCUCCCAGCACUGCGCCUUUUGCACAUGCCUCUCACCAUGGUGGAACAUAACGGCCUGGAUAUUAUGUGUCCGAACAAGUAUAGCAACAGCUCCUCGUCGUCGUCCAGCUCCGAGCAGGACACGAAGAUCUUCAGCAAACUAAAACUCAGUUUGUCUGAAGACUAUCCGAAGAAGAACGCGGAGUUCCUGAGCGGACAAUACGGGACCAAUCUGCUGCUGAUCGGGGCGGCGUUGAUGCUUGCCAUCGCAAACAAGAGCCCCUCCGUUAAAGAAGAGGAUCUGCGGUCCUUCACUACCUGCCUCAUGAUCCUCCAGCUGCUCUGGAUGAUGUGGUACAUCUUGGUGCGGGACAGGCAAAAGAGCACGCCGCCAGAAAAAGAUGUACACGCCACCUCAGGCUGGAUAAGAGGUGGUUUGACCCUUCUUGCACUCCUUUCACUGAUUAUGGAUGCUUUCCGAAUUGGGCAAUAUGUUGGUUUUCAGCCUUGUGUGUCGGCGGUGCUCGUGGUAUAUCCUGUCAUCCACGCAACUCACACUAUGGCACAGGUGCAUUUUCUCUGGUUUCACAUCAAGGAUGUCAUCAAGAGCUUUGAAACAUUUGAGAGAUUUGGUGUAAUCCAUGCAGUCUUUACCAACAUCCUCCUGUGGUGCAGUGGUGUGAUGUCAGAGGCUGAACACUUCCUGAACAACCACAAGAGGAGACUUUCUGCCCUGGGCCUCGUAAACCUCACUACAGAGUACUCAGAACCACAAUGUAACUGCACCACCAGCACAUGCUCCAUGUUCGCCACCAGCCUCUACUAUCUCUACCCCUUCAAUAUCGAAUACCACAUCUUUGUUUCUGUCUUGCUUUUCGUGAUGUGGAGAAAUAUUGGACGCACCAUUGACCUCACUUCAAACCAUAAAAGGCAGGUUGCCAAAAACCGGGGCUUGAUCUUAGGUCCUCUUGUGGGUCUACUUGCCCUGGCCAGCACUAUCGGGAUACUGGUGGUCUACGUUACUCAUGUAGAGAAGUCAAUCCAAAUGCGAAGGUCAGCCGUUUCCAUGUUCUACAUUUAUGCCAUCGUCAUGCUGACAGUCAUGUGCUGCGCCGGUGCUUCGGGUCUGCUCAUAUACCGAGUGAACCACAUGCCGCUGGACACCUCCAAGAACCCGUCAAGGCAGCUGGACACGGAGGUGCUGUUUGGAUCCUCCAUUGGCUCCUGGUUCAUGUCAUGGUGCAGCAUAGUGUCUGUGCUAAGCACCGGAAGCAACCCUCCUUAUCGCUGGACAAAUUUAGUCUACUCUCUGUUUAUUGUGUUGGAGAAAUACGUCCAGAAUCUGUUCAUCAUAGAGUCUUUGUAUCGCCAGCAAGAGGAUAGAGAGAGGCAGGACCCAGAGUUACCAGCUGCUCCAGAAGUCUUCUCUGUCACUUCCUCUCUCGCUCCGCCGUACAAUGGCAUCAUCAACCGAACUUUUGAAUCUCCAGACAGGAGCUGUGUCUCUACUGAGAGCGAGCAGGAGGAGAGUGAGCAGGUUUAUGGAUGCCCACGGAAACAUUCAGAUGUGCCAGCGCCUGUGGGAAACGAAACAGUGGAACGCCCAAAUAUAAAGAGGCAGAUCCUGAAGAAUAUUGCCGUUUUCCUUAUUAUGUGUAACAUUUCGCUGUGGAUUCUUUCUGCCUUUGGCUGCAGGCCACAGUAUGACAACGGACUGGAAGAGGAGACAUACGGCUUCAGCAUAUGGAGCACAGUUCUCAAUUUUGCCAUCCCUUUGAACCUUUUCUACCGCAUGCAUGCAGUUGCCUCCCUCUUCGAAGUGUUCUCCAGAGUCUGACAAAAUAGCAGAUGACUGACAAUGCCAACACGCACACGAACACUUGUCACCACUGGCUCUCGAGAGUGUGUCACAGCGCAGGUCAACCAUUCAGGAGGCAGUCUGGAUCACAGUCCAACAGACUUGAAAAUAAUCUGUGGAGACAAACGUUGAUCCCUCACUGUGGGGACUGCAGAGGAGGACAAAACUAUUAGACCUGGUUCCUUAAAGAAUUAACUUGUGUAAUGCAAGGGUUGUUAAAGCUAGUGAUGAAAAAAAUAUUUGGUUUUAUAAAUUUAGAAAGGGUUCUUUGUACUUUUUAUAUUGUAGUAACAUUAC
Molecule: messenger RNA, 2268 nt
Organism: Pelmatolapia mariae (spotted tilapia)
Lineage: Eukaryota; Metazoa; Chordata; Actinopteri; Cichliformes; Cichlidae
Gene: otop1
Product: otopetrin 1
Exons: 6
Coding region: 160-1950 (596 amino acids)
Biological process (GO): inner ear morphogenesis; proton transmembrane transport
Cellular component (GO): membrane
Molecular function (GO): proton channel activity
Source: RefSeq, a predicted model, not a curated record